AUGUCAGGCGAAACAACUUUUUCUGUGAAAGAACAGUCAAUUAAAAUUAAGCCUCUAGAGCACUCAUCAGUAGAGAACGUUAAAAUUGAACUUGAAGAUGAAUUUGAGAGUUCUGAUGGUUUUAAGUUUGAAUCGUCUUCUGAGUAUGAUGAAACUUGUUUAGAAAGAUUCACGAAGUCCGAGGUCAUUAUCGAGGAAGAAGUUAAACAAGAGAUAACCGAAACACCUGCUUAUGAAUGUGACAUUGGUAAUAUAUCAUUUACAGAAUCACAUAAUUUAGAAGAACACAACAGCAAGGGGCGCUCUUUUAAAUGCGAAAUAUGCAAUAAGGUAUUCCAUCGCAAAAAAAAUUUAACAACACACAUGCAUAUUCAUACAGACGAACGCCGUUUUAAAUGUGAAAUAUGCAAUAAGGUAUUCCAUCGCAAAAAAAAUUUAACAACACACAUGCAUAUUCAUACAGACGAACGCCGUUUUAAAUGUGAAAUAUGCAAUAAGGCAUUCAAUCAAAAAUGCAAUUUAACAUCACACAUGCUUAUCCAUUCAGAAGAACGCCGUUUUAAAUGUGAAAUAUGCAAUAAGGCAUUUAAACAAUUAACUUCUUUGAGAAAUCACGAAUCCAUUCACAAUGGUGAACGUACCCAUGUAUGCAAAACAUGCAAUAAGUCAUUCUCAAGAUCGACUACUUUAAAAUAUCACAUGCGCGAACACAGUGGUAAGAGUCCCCAUGAAUGCAAAAUAUGCAAUCGAAUAUUCACACAGUCAAGCAGUCUGAAAAGCCAUAUGGACACUCAUUCUGGAGAGCCCCUUUUUGAAUGUGGAAUAUGUAAUCUGACAUUCCAAUCAUAUAAUUUGAAAAAACAUAUGCUGAUCCAUAAACGUGAACCUUUUGGUAAGAAUAAAUGUGAAAUAUGCGGUUUGGCAUUUGUUCAUAAAAGCAGGUUGGCGAAACACGUGAUUACCCAUGAAGCAAAAGAUGCUUAA
Molecule: messenger RNA, 984 nt
Organism: Ctenocephalides felis (cat flea)
Lineage: Eukaryota; Metazoa; Arthropoda; Insecta; Siphonaptera; Pulicidae
Product: zinc finger protein 239-like
Exons: 1
Coding region: 1-984 (327 amino acids)
Source: RefSeq, a predicted model, not a curated record